AUGUUAGGAAAUUGUUUUAAUUGUGCAAAAUUUGCUAACUAUUUAUCAUUAAUAUCAUCUCAAAAAAAUCAUAUCAAAAAUUGUGUCCAACAAACAACAACUAGGUGUCUAUCAUUGGGCAUAAUAGGAGCGCCGACUGCUGCCGGCCAGUCCCGAUCACCGGGUGUCCAAUUGGGUCCCCGCGUUCUACGCGAUGCCCGACUAAUCCAACAGAUCCAACAACUGGGACACGAUGUCCGGGACUAUGGAGAUAUCGGCGGCGAUAAUGAUGUCGACCAUCAACUGUCCACUGAUGAUGACAACCAAUCGACUACUAUUUCAAGUCGUCUGAAAAAUGAACGCCAAGUUCAAGAUUUUUGCGGACAGUUAGCAUCGAUGGUCCUGAAAGUCCGAUCCGAUGACAAUCGAUUACCGUUGAUCAUUGGCGGCGAUCAUAGUGUGGCCAUUGGAUCUAUAACUGGUAAUAGCGGUGACGGUAGUGGCGGUGACGGUGAUGACCUGUGCGUGAUUUGGGUGGACGCACACGCCGACAUCAAUACUGCCCGUACGACCACUACCGGACACUUUCACGGUAUGCCCGUAUCGUUUCUGAUCAGACAAGUCGGCCAACAAUACGGCGAUCCUAAUGCCGACUGUCUGGUCGGUAGAUCGUUGAGGCCGUCAAUCGAUGCCCAGAAUAUUGCCUACAUUGGGCUCCGGGAUCUCGAACCAUGUGAACUGAAAAUCCUGAAUGACUUAGGUAUCCGACACUUUUCGAUGGCCGAUAUCGACCGCUUAGGUAUCUAUGAAGUAGUGGCCAGAGCUCUAGCGGCUGUCAACCCCAGACUGGAUCGACGUAUUCAUUGUAGUUUUGAUGUCGACUCAGUCGAUCCGAGCCAAGCGCCCAGUACUGGUACACCAGUCGCGGGUGGACUAACCCUACGGGAGGCCCAGGUUAUUGGCGAAGAGAUCGGCCGUACGGGACGGUUGGCGGGACUGGAUUUUGUCGAACUGAACCCCCAGAUCGGAUCGGCCAGUGAUGUCCGACUGACUAUCGAUACUAGUGUUAGCAUAAUAUUAUCGUUUUUAGGUAAAUCCCGUUUAUUGACCAAUCGGGAUCAGUUAUCUUUGAGCGAUUAUUCAAAAUAGAUCAUUCAAUGAUCUACCUGUGCUCUCAACCCUACCACACACACACACCCCUACGCCCACAAAAAAUAUAAGUUAUAUAUAUAUAUACAGUAAAAAACAAUUAUUAACU
Messenger RNA from Oppia nitens, 1237 nucleotides. RefSeq names its product arginase-1-like (gene arg). NCBI's taxonomy places the organism in Eukaryota, Metazoa, Arthropoda, Arachnida, Sarcoptiformes, Oppiidae. The record is from RefSeq and is a predicted model, not a curated record. Gene Ontology annotation, molecular function: manganese ion binding; arginase activity. The coding region runs from base 1 to 1128 and encodes 375 amino acids. Gene Ontology annotation, cellular component: nucleus; cytoplasm; cytosol. The transcript has a single exon.